AUGGUGGACUCGAGAUGGCUCAGCGUGCAGCAGGAUCGUACAGACCGUGCAAAUCAGCCGAGCGAUUUAUGGCGGGGCCAAUACAAUCAGACAGCCAGCUCGUUUUCUUCCUCCAGUCCUCUCCCUCUCUUCCUACACACUAGUUCCUUACAUACGCUGUGCACAACCCGUACAGUCAUCCGCCCUCUGUACUUGUGCACGUUUUUCCUCGCUAUGGGUGUGGGCGGGCCAGCAGUGGCUCAGGCGCGCUUGGACGAGAUCACAGAGAGUCCAGCCUCACCAACGACCAGUGUGGGGGAGAGAGAGGAAGCCGAUUACUUGCUUGAAGAAUAUGAGUGCCAUCACGACUACGACGCCGAGCGCCGGGCUGAAGAGCACGGGACGGAGGACAUGAGAUCUCCUGAGAAGUUAACGGGGCGGAGGACGAGGCGAGAUUCAUUAGUAUACCGACUCUCACCGUGGAGGUGUACUCGUCGUCGACGGUGUGAAUGCCAGUCUAAGGAGCAGCGCACCUUCUUCUGUGGUCUGCUAAAGCGACCCUUUUGGAUAUUGGUUGCUAUUUUUGGCAUGCUCAGCGUGCUCUCUUUCGCGUGGGACGGUCUUCUCGCCGCGGUGGAAGAGCAUCGCGACCUCGGCAUCCUGCCCGGCCAGCGGCCCUCACUCCUCGCAGACUGGUUAAGUCAGGGCGUCGUACCAAUCGCCUGUCACUCUCACAACGACUACUGGCGACAAGUGCCGCUCUUCUCUGCCCUUGCAGUGGGUUGCACGGGUGUCGAAGCCGACAUUUGGCCCGAUGGGGAUCACUUGCGGGUUGGCCACACCAGGCGCACCGUUCUCAAGGGUCAGACCCUGCGCAGUCUCUAUCUUGAUCCAAUUCUGGAUAUCCUGGAUCAGCACAACCCUGCGAGCAAUGUUUCUACCAAGGACACCGAAUCGUUCAUCCACCAGGAGAAUUUUGCACCGGUCGGAGUCUUUGUGACCGAACCUUCUCAACCGUUGAUCCUUCUCAUCGACUUCAAGGUUGAUCCCGAGACUCUCUGGCCCAUGCUGAUGACCGACCUGGAGCCUCUUCGUCAAAAGGGCUAUUUGACUCAUUUCAACGGAUCCCACAUCGUCCAGCGCCCACUGACCAUUGUCGCGACCGGUGAUGCCCCCUUUGACCAUAUCCAAGAGAAUUCCACUUACCGUGACGUCUUUUACGAUGCUCCCCUCGACAGACUACCCCUUCUUCCAGCAUCACCAAAAGAUGACUUGGAAUCUCUCUCUACCGAAGCAGUCCCCGUCCCCUCCCUUUCUCCUUACACCCGAUACAACAGCUACUACGCCUCGGUCAGCUUCCGCCACACCAUUGGGUCCCUUUACCUCGGCCGCCUUUCCCACGACCAGCUCAUCAAGGUCCGCAGUCAAAUUGCCGCGGCCCACGCCCGAGGUCUCAAAGUCCGAUACUGGGGAACCCCCGGGUGGCCGACAGCCUUGCGCAAUUACGUGUGGAGAGAAUUGGAGCGGGAGGGUGUGGAUAUGUUGAAUGUGGAUGAUUUGAGGGCGGCGAGUCGGGGAGAGUGGAGAGAAGAAGGCUGGUGGUGGGGGUGGUGA
Molecule: messenger RNA, 1593 nt
Organism: Penicillium oxalicum
Lineage: Eukaryota; Fungi; Ascomycota; Eurotiomycetes; Eurotiales; Aspergillaceae
Exons: 3
Coding region: 1-1593 (530 amino acids)
Biological process (GO): lipid metabolic process
Molecular function (GO): phosphoric diester hydrolase activity
Source: RefSeq, a predicted model, not a curated record